Zingiber officinale is the source of this 904-nucleotide messenger RNA. RefSeq names its product bifunctional levopimaradiene synthase, chloroplastic-like. The transcript has 4 exons. NCBI's taxonomy places the organism in Eukaryota, Viridiplantae, Streptophyta, Magnoliopsida, Zingiberales, Zingiberaceae. Gene Ontology annotation, biological process: diterpenoid biosynthetic process. The coding region runs from base 161 to 904 and encodes 247 amino acids. Gene Ontology annotation, molecular function: terpene synthase activity; magnesium ion binding. The record is from RefSeq and is a predicted model, not a curated record.
CACCUAGCAUCGUUAACCGACGUUGCUGCUUGGAAUCCUCCUCAACGCCGGAACUCGACGGUCGCAAACAGCUGCUACGUACACUUAGCUUGCCAAAGACGAAUCAUAAACCUUCAGAAGCCACAAGCGGAGAGAGUAAGGGAGAGGAAGAUCAGAGAUCAUGGAGAGCCUGUGCCAGCUUCCUGCCGCUCCCAACACGCUCGCCUUGUCGAGGGGCCUGGCCAAUGGCCGCCGGAACUUGGCCCUGCAGGCAAGGAUGAACAAUGGCAGCGCAAGCUUCAGCCACGGAAAACAGACGAUUUCCAUCGACACACGGAGCAAGAGACGUGCCGGAAUCGCUCUCAAAGCAACGCAAUCUCCACAAGUCGAAUUCACAAAAGAAUCCCAGAUGCCAACCCUCUCGUUGAAGGAUGAGGAGGAAAACGAGAGGUGGGAGACGCUGGUUAAGGAAAUCAAAGAGAUCUUCCGGUCGAUGAACGACGGCGAGACGAACGCUUCGGCUUAUGACACUGCGUGGGUGGCUAGGAUUCCGUCCACGGAGGAACCGAGCAGGCCUCACUUCCCGCAGACUGUCGAUUGGAUUCUCAAGAACCAGUUGGAAGAUGGCUCUUGGGGAGAGCCCACUUACUACCUCGUCUUCGAUCGAUUGAUUUGCACUCUGUCAUGCGUCCUUGCACUUAAAACCUGGAACGUUGCAGAAGAUCAGAUCGAGAAAGGUCUAAAUUACUUGAGGAAUCAUGUGGAUGAAAUAGAGACCGCGAGCGAGAGUCUGAUAACUAGCGGAUUCGAGGUUGCAUUUCCUUCCAUGUUGAACGAAGCCAAGACUCUGGGCAUCGAUCUUCCAUAUGAUCGUCCGUCCAUUCAAAAAAUUGUCCAAUUUAGGGAAAAGAAAAUGAGCAGGUGA